GAGUCGUCUAUAAAAAGAACCACCAACCUGCUUGAUCUUAGAAAAGUCCCAAAGAAACAGUUCUUGGCGGCUUGACACUAUGAGUUUCCUUGCUUUGCUUAUGGUGGUUGCGCCAUUAUCAUCUCUUCUAGCUCUAGCAGCAGCCCAAGAUAGGCUUCGCUGCCCUGAUCGCUGUGGAAAUGUAACCAUUCCAUACCCUUUUGGCUUAGCAGGGUGUAAUCAAAGCCCGGAGUUCCUCAUCACCUGCAGCUACAGUUUCAGCCCUCCGGUGACAUUUCUGAGGACAUCAAAAUUCAAGGUCACAAACAUACAUCUAGAUGGCAAGUUGGAAAUCUCUAGACUAGUAUCUCAAGAUUGCUAUAAUAAGUCGGGCACACGGAAUCCUGUAGGAUCCCGCCGACAUAGUCUCAGUUUGUCAAAUUUCACCAUCUCAAAAUCUCAAAACAAGUUCACUGUUAUUGGCUGUGACAGUUACGGAUACCUUGAAGGGUUCAGAGAUGGGAAAUUGUAUAGCUCAGGGUGCAUGUCUCUCUGCGCUGAACGUGAAUUCGUGGACGAAGACUCUUGUUCCGGCAGUGGGUGUUGCCAGAUAGAGAUUCCUGACGGACUUUAUCAUGCAAAUGUAACUGCAUAUAGCUUUAACAACCAUACUAAUGUUUCGGAUUUCAAUCUCUGCACUUAUGCGUUUAUUGUAGAAGAUAGCAAAUUUAAUUUCUCCUUCAAAUACCUUGAUAAUAUAUCGAACACUACAGAAUUCCCAGUGGUGCUUGAUUGGUCUAUCAAGGAGAACGGCACAAGCGCCUGUAAGGAGCAUGCUCAAAGUUAUAAGCCACCUGACAACGUUCUUGGGUAUCUUUGUAAAUGCAAGUCGGGUUACCAGGGCAACCCAUACGUAGGAUGCGAAGAUAUCAAUGAAUGCAAAAAUGAACAUCAGUGCACCGGCAAAUGCACCAACACGGAUGGAAACUAUACAUGUUCUUGUCCCAAGGGAUACCAUGGAGAUGGAAGAAAGGAUGGACAAGGUUGCACGCGCAAUCAACUGUCUCUUGUUAAAAUCAUUCUAGGUAUCGGCAUAGGCUUUACAGCCUUGGUUGUUGCUGCCUCCUGGCUCUACUUGAUCUUCAGGAAAAGAAAGCUCAUUCAGCUUAAGGAAAAAUUCUUCAGGCAAAAUGGUGGCGCCGUCUUACAACAGAAACUAUCUAGACGAGAAGGAACCCCUGAUACAGCAAAAAUCUUCACAGCAGAGGAGUUGAAGAGGGCCACUAGAAACUAUGACGAGACUACAAUCAUUGGCAAAGGAGGUUUCGGUACUGUUUAUAAAGGAAUUUUAACAGAUAAUAGAAUAGUUGCCAUCAAGAAAUCAAUAACAGUUGAUCAAAACCAAAUUGAUCAAUUCAUUAAUGAAGUGGUGGUGCUGUCUCAAAUUAACCACAAGAAUGUGGUCAGGCUCUUGGGUUGUUGUUUAGAGACGCCAGUGCCUUUACUAGUUUAUGAAUUCAUCACCAAUGGCACACUCUUCGAUCACAUACACAAUGAAAGCAAUGGGUUAUCAGCACUUUCUUGGCAGAUUCGUCUAAAAAUAGCAACAGAAACUGCAGGAGCAUUGUCUUAUUUGCAUUCUGCAGCUUCAGUGCCAAUCAUCCACAGAGAUGUGAAGACCACUAACAUCCUCUUAGAUGCUGAUUACACAGCAAAAGUGUCUGAUUUUGGAGCUUCAAGAUUGGCUCCAAAGGAUGAAGCUCAGUUAUCAACAGUGGUGCAAGGAACUUGGGGAUACUUGGACCCAGAAUACCUGCACACAAAUCAGCUGACUGAUAAGAGCGACGUCUACAGCUUCGGAGUAAUACUUGUGGAACUACUCACAAGCAUGAAGGCACUUUGCUUCGAUCGUCCCGAGGAAGAGAGAAGUGUGGCUAUGUUUUUUCUUUCUUCCAUGAAAGGAGGAAAAUUGUUUGAGGUUGUUGAUUGUCGUAUCAUAAAUCAAGGAACAGAAGAGCAGAUUAAGGAAGUGGCGAGGCUAGCUGGGCGAUGCUUAAGACUAAAAGGGGAGGAGAGGCCAUCUAUGAAGGAAGUGGCAAUGGAAUUAGAGGGACUGAGAAUGAUGGAAGUGCAUACAUGGGAUGCAGAGAACCCAGAAGAGACAGAGCUCUUGCUUAGUGAGAAAAACAAAGAUUUUGGUCAUGGAGAUAGUACCAACGCAAGUGCUGCGUAUGAUAGCAUUCAAAGCCAUGCAAACUUAUCACUGGGUGAUGGUAGAUGAUUUUGAGUUUUCUGUGUGUGUUUUAUGUCCAUUAUCUGCUUGUGAUAAAAUGACCAUCUGCUUUUUACUUGUCUCUGUUCUUCAACUUGCAAUAAUAAUUUGAAGUUUUUAUGUAUUUAUUUAUUCAUUC
Molecule: messenger RNA, 2390 nt
Organism: Manihot esculenta (cassava)
Lineage: Eukaryota; Viridiplantae; Streptophyta; Magnoliopsida; Malpighiales; Euphorbiaceae
Product: putative wall-associated receptor kinase-like 16
Exons: 3
Coding region: 80-2260 (726 amino acids)
Biological process (GO): protein phosphorylation; cell surface receptor signaling pathway
Cellular component (GO): plasma membrane
Molecular function (GO): calcium ion binding; polysaccharide binding; protein serine/threonine kinase activity
Source: RefSeq, a predicted model, not a curated record